Molecule: messenger RNA, 380 nt
Organism: Galeopterus variegatus (Sunda flying lemur)
Lineage: Eukaryota; Metazoa; Chordata; Mammalia; Dermoptera; Cynocephalidae
Gene: ICA1L
Product: islet cell autoantigen 1,69kDa-like
Exons: 2
Biological process (GO): regulation of transport
Cellular component (GO): Golgi apparatus
Source: RefSeq, a predicted model, not a curated record
UUGCAAAAGAUCUACCUGUAGAUUCAUUGGAAAGAGAAGAUUUUGAGAAGGAAUUCUCAUUUCUGAACAACCUCAUAAGUCCUGGUUCUUCAAGUACAAGUACAAGAGAAUUUACCCAAGAAUGCCAGACUGACUUUGGGAGGCCCAGGGCCAGUCUCACGUCCCAGGGGCCUUCUGUGGGGUCCGAGCCUCUUGCUCAUUCCUCUCGAUUCCUUCCUUCAAGACUCUUUGACAUCGGCCUUCAUGCUGCUGGAGCUUUUAACACUUCCAACAAUGGUAACCAAGACAUGUCAGCCUGGUUCAAUCUAUUUGCAGACUUGGAUCCACUUUCAAACCCAGAUGCUAUUGGACACUCGGAUGAUGAACUUCUUAAUGCUUGA